Tarenaya hassleriana is the source of this 2222-nucleotide messenger RNA. Its product is annotated as F-box-like/WD repeat-containing protein TBL1XR1. NCBI's taxonomy places the organism in Eukaryota, Viridiplantae, Streptophyta, Magnoliopsida, Brassicales, Cleomaceae. Gene Ontology annotation, biological process: regulation of transcription by RNA polymerase II. Gene Ontology annotation, cellular component: histone deacetylase complex. Bases 204 to 1940 code for a protein of 578 amino acids. The record is from RefSeq and is a predicted model, not a curated record. Gene Ontology annotation, molecular function: protein binding; transcription corepressor activity. The transcript has 14 exons.
GAAAAAAAAGGAACAGAUUCCUCGAGGACCUGUUUUCCUUGGGCGCUUCAUAUUCCCGGAGCACCGUCCACCGCCGUGGCUGCUGCCUUGGGCGAAUUCUCCGUUCGGAUAAACCAUCGUGGCGUGUGGUCUUCCUUUUCCUCUUUCUCUGUUUGGUUUUUUUUGUCUACUGGUCUGGUCGUUGAAAGCGGAACUUGACGAUAAUGGCUUCACUCACCUCCGUCGAAUUGAAUUAUCUCGUGUUCCGAUACCUUCAAGAGUCAGGUUUCACACACUCUGCAUUUGUUCUAGGUUACGAGGCAGGGAUAAAUAAGUGCAACAUUGAUGGGAAUAUGGCACCGCCCGGUGCUCUGAUCAAAUUUGUUCAAAAAGGACUGCAGUACCUGGAGAUGGAAGCAAAUCUGUGCAACAGUGAUGCUGAAAUGGAAGAGGACUUCUCGUUCUUUCAACCCUUGGAUUUGAUCACAAAGGAUGUAAGUGAAUUGCAGCAAAUGCUGAGGGGUAGAAAGAGAAAAGAUAGGGAUAGAGAUAAAGACAGGGAAAAAGAAAGAGAAAGAGAAAAAGAUAAAGAUAAGGAGCCCGAAGGAGAACACGAAAGAGAGCGUAGCCGAGUAAAAGAGAAGGAUAGGUAUGAGAAGCAGAAGGAGCGAGAAAGGGAAAGAGAGAAGAUGGAGAGGGAGAAGGGACGAGAAAAACAGACUGAAGAUCCUACAGAUAGGGAAAUGGCUGUAGACCAAAGUGAUAAAGGGAAUGCUGGGGAUGCGGAGCAUGGGGCUUCUACAGGCGCAGAACCUAUGGAUGUUGUAAGGAUCUCUACAUUUCAGACUUGUAACAUUCCUACUUCUGAUGUGAUGAUUUUGAAAGGGCAUAGUUCUGAGGUCAGUGCUUGCGCAUGGAGUCCAACAGCUUCACUUCUUGCAUCAGGGUCCGGUGAUGCUACAGCACGUAUCUGGACAAUUCCAGAAGGUACAUCCAGAUCUGGGUUGCAUAAUGGUCCUUUAAACGUCUUGAUGUUGAAGCAUGUAAAAGGAAGGACAACUGACAAGAGCAAGGAUGUGACAACUCUUGACUGGAAUGGAGAGGGAACUUUACUUGCUACUGGUUCAUGUGAUUGCCAAGCAAGGAUUUGGACUACAAAUGGUGAGCUUAAAAGUACCUUAAGCAAGCACAAGGGCCCCAUUUUCUCCCUCAAGUGGAACAAGAAGGGUGAUUAUCUCCUAACUGGAAGUGUUGAUAAAACUGCCAUUGUAUGGGAUGUAAAGGCAGAGGAGUGGAAGCAACAGUUUGAAUUUCACACAGGACCAACUCUUGAUGUCGAUUGGCGCAACAAUGUAUCAUUUGCAACAAGUUCCACAGACAGCAUGAUCUAUCUAUGCAAGAUCGGAGAAACCCGGCCUGUCAAAACCUUUGCUGGGCAUCAGUGCGAGGUUAAUUGCGUAAAAUGGGAUCCCACAGGUUCUUUGUUGGCCUCAUGCUCAGACGAUAUUACUGCCAAGAUAUGGAGUAUUAAGCAGGACAACUUUGUCCAUGACCUGAGAGAGCACUCCAAGGAAAUUUAUACAAUAAGAUGGAGCCCAACUGGGCCUGGAACCAACAAUCCAAACCAGCCGCUAAUGCUUGCGAGGCAAAUACAUUCAUUUUUUUUGGCAAUUCAUUUUAUUUUCCCCUCAAAUGAGAUGAUACAUUCAUUUGAAAACACACAAGCGCAGUGCGUCAUUCGACUCGACUGUGAAGCUAUGGGAUGUGGAACUUGGGAAGAUGCUCUCCAGCCUGAAUGGACACACGGAUCAUGUGUACUCUAUUGCGUUCAGUCCAAACGGGGAGUACAUAGCGAGCGGGUCGAUGGACAAGUCGAUGCACAUCUGGUCAAUAAAAGAAGGGAAGAUCGUCAAGACUUACGCCGGCGACGGUGGAAUCUUCGAGGUCUGCUGGAACAAUGACGGCACCAAGCUCGCUGCUUGUUUCGCCGACAACUCCGUCUGCGUCCUCGACUUUAGAAUGUAAACAGUAAAAAACCCAUACAACCUUUUUAGAUUUACUAACCCAUCAGUAUCCGGUUCGAUGGUAGUUUCCAUGGAUGGGCUGUGGAUCUAGUAUCCGGUACGAUGUACCACCCUUUUUUAUCGAUAUAAAUACAAAUCUUAUCAAAAAAAAAAAACCAUCAUCCCUUUUUCUCUUUUUGUCCAAAUUUACUGAAGUUAAACAAGGAGGCUCUUUUUUCA